UAUUUCUUUUCACAAUAUUUUUACUAUGACAUGUUAAUCAUUCAAAAAUUACAUAUAAGUAUAAUUUUCAACUUGACGAAAUAAAACAUGAAGCGUCCAUUGGAAGAUCAAAUGAAUAAGUUUGAAAAGAAUCCAUUAGUGUUUCUAGAUAUUGCGAUUGAAGAAGAAAAAGUUGGAAGAGUUGUAAUAGAAUUAUUUAAAAAUGUUGCACCCCGAACUGCUGAAAAUUUUCGUGCUUUGUGCACUGGAGAAAAGGGAAAUGGCGUUAAUAAUAAGAAAUUACAUUAUAAAGGAUCAAUAUUCCACAAGGUGAUACCACAGUUUAUGAUUCAAGGAGGAGAUAUUAUUAAUUUUAAUGGAACAGGUGGUGAAAGUAUAUAUGGUCCUCACUUUGAGGAUGAAUCUUUUGAAAUUUCACAUUCGUCUGGAGGAUUAUUGAGCAUGGUAAAUGAAGGUCAACCUAAUAGUAAUAGUUCUCAAUUCAUCAUCACUACUGUUCCUUGUAUGCAUUUAGACAAUACCAAUGUAGUUUUUGGAAAAGUUAUCAAAGGUAUGGGAGUAGUACUAGAAGUUAACAAUGUACCGGUUGUCAAGGAUCAACCUGUUGAGAAAAUUCAAAUAACUGAUUGCGGAGAAUUGAUAAGAGGUGAAAGUUGGAAUUUGGAGGAAAAUGAUGGUUCCGAAGAUGUUUAUACACCAUGGCCAGAAGACUGGAAUUAUGAAUUGAGUACUGAUCAAUUGACUUACAAAUAUGUCUCGGAUGUUGUUAGAAAAAUAAAAGAUUCUGGAAAUCAUUAUUUUUCAAUGAAUAAUUAUGUAGAUGCUGGGAGAAAAUAUAAGAAAGCAUUACGUUAUUAUGAAUGGAUGAUAAAAAUGAAAAACAUGCCUGAUACUAUGGAAGAUUCUAUGAAGGAUCUUAAAGUAACAAUAAUGCUUAAUCUUGCUGCUGUACAAUUAAAGAAAAAAGAUUAUCGCAGCACGGUUAAAUUAUGUAGCGAGGUCUUGGAUAUAGAUAAAUCAAAUGGUAAAGCAUAUUUUCGAAGAGGACAAGCACACGUGGGUCUAAAUGAAUACGAUGUCGGUUUAAUGGAUUUAAAACGUGCACUUGCAGAAUGUCCCAACAAUAAAGAUAUUAUAAAGGAAAUUGAAAAAGUGAAAAAAAUCAUGAAUUCCUAUUUAGUAGUAGAAAAAGCUACAUUUCAACGAAUGUUUAAAAAUAAAUAAUCAUUUGAAUAAUUUACCGUGUCAGGAUAAUAAAUUUGAUGAUAGUAAAGAAAUACACAAACAUGACAAUUAUUAUGUGUCUGAAGUACAAAUUAGUAUAAAAAGGAAUAAAUUCACACAUAGCCUAUAGUUUUGUCAACUGUAAAAAAUAUUUGCCAAUACCGUUGAAGUACUUGUAAUCGUAAAUAUAAUAACAAACGUUUAAGAAAUAAAUGCCAGA
Polistes dominula (European paper wasp) is the source of this 1444-nucleotide messenger RNA. It is a transcript of the gene Cyp40, whose product is annotated as Cyclophilin 40. Gene Ontology annotation, cellular component: mitochondrion; cytoplasm. Gene Ontology annotation, molecular function: cyclosporin A binding; peptidyl-prolyl cis-trans isomerase activity; protein binding. The record is from RefSeq and is a predicted model, not a curated record. Gene Ontology annotation, biological process: protein peptidyl-prolyl isomerization; protein folding. Lineage: Eukaryota; Metazoa; Arthropoda; Insecta; Hymenoptera; Vespidae.